Molecule: messenger RNA, 519 nt
Organism: Beauveria bassiana ARSEF 2860
Lineage: Eukaryota; Fungi; Ascomycota; Sordariomycetes; Hypocreales; Cordycipitaceae
Exons: 1
Coding region: 1-519 (172 amino acids)
Source: RefSeq, a predicted model, not a curated record
AUGUCCGAGAAAUUCAACUCAAAGAAUUUAUCCUACGCGUCCAAGCCACCGCCCUUUCUCGCGGCGCUUCAGGCACAAGCCGCCGGCCACGGCGGUCCCGACCCCAUCGCAGCUGGCCGUCGACGGCCCGGCAAGCAACGCCGCGGCAGCGAAGAGGCCGAGGAUGUGCCGCUGGUAGUGGAUGAGCACGGCAACACGCUAGCACUCGAGGUGGACAAGGAUGGUGUGGUGGCUCCUGGGCAGCAUGAUGAUGACUCGAAGCAGGAAGGCGAUGGCACGCAGGAGAAAGACAAGGAGAAGGAGAAGGAGGAAGCGGUGGUGAAUGCGAACAUGUCGAUUGGCGGUAGAAAGCGGAAAGUGGGCAAGAUUGUUGGCGGGGGAGAAGAGGAGGAAAAUGAGGGAGAUGGGACGACUGCAAGCAAGGUGAAAAGUGAUGAAGGAGCCAAGAAGGAUAAGGUGGGAGCCAAGAAGCCGAAGAAGAAGACAAAGGCCAUUAAAUUGAGCUUUGACGAAGAUUGA